This is a messenger RNA of Pteropus alecto (black flying fox), 2540 nucleotides long. RefSeq names its product CCR4-NOT transcription complex subunit 8 (gene CNOT8). Gene Ontology annotation, molecular function: poly(A)-specific ribonuclease activity; nucleic acid binding. Bases 329 to 1207 code for a protein of 292 amino acids. NCBI's taxonomy places the organism in Eukaryota, Metazoa, Chordata, Mammalia, Chiroptera, Pteropodidae. Gene Ontology annotation, cellular component: CCR4-NOT core complex; CCR4-NOT complex; P-body. The record is from RefSeq and is a predicted model, not a curated record. The transcript is spliced from 7 exons.
CGGCCGUGUGUAGAGAGCACUCUUUCACGUUGCUGCCAUUUCUUCUAACGUGCUGCUGCUUCCUUUUCCAUCCAUGCGCUGCAGAGCCUUUGUCCAGUCCUCUAGAAGGGGAAUAUGAUGUUUAUUGUUUUCUUGCACACUUAGGCUUAAAACAGCCAGUAAAACCAAACAUUCUCUUCCCAAGCAAGGCCUGGUGUUCAGAAUUGCUUGCGGAGAAAGCUUUCAGGUGGCUGUAUCAUUAGUUCUUCAGAGCGCCCCUGGAUCAGAUCAACCAUUGGCUUGACCUGUAACAUAGUCAGCUGAAAGUGACUUCUCAAGUUUCUUCAGGAUGCCUGCAGCACUUGUGGAAAACAGCCAGGUUAUCUGUGAAGUCUGGGCCAGCAAUCUAGAAGAAGAGAUGAGGAAGAUCCGAGAGAUUGUGCUCAGUUACAGUUAUAUUGCCAUGGACACAGAAUUUCCAGGUGUUGUGGUGCGACCAAUUGGUGAAUUUCGUAGUUCCAUAGAUUACCAGUAUCAGCUUUUACGGUGCAAUGUUGACCUUUUAAAAAUUAUCCAACUGGGCCUUACAUUCACGAACGAGAAGGGAGAAUAUCCCUCUGGAAUUAACACAUGGCAGUUCAACUUCAAAUUCAACCUUACAGAGGACAUGUACUCCCAAGAUUCCAUAGAUCUCCUUGCUAACUCAGGACUGCAGUUUCAGAAGCAUGAAGAGGAAGGGAUUGACACAUUGCACUUUGCGGAGCUGCUUAUGACAUCAGGGGUGGUUCUCUGUGACAACGUCAAAUGGCUUUCAUUUCACAGUGGCUACGAUUUUGGCUACAUGGUAAAGUUACUUACGGAUUCUCGUUUGCCGGAAGAGGAACAUGAAUUCUUUCAUAUUCUGAACCUUUUCUUCCCAUCCAUUUAUGAUGUGAAAUACCUGAUGAAGAGUUGCAAAAAUCUUAAGGGAGGUCUUCAGGAAGUUGCUGAUCAGUUGGAUUUGCAGAGGAUUGGGAGGCAGCAUCAGGCAGGCUCAGACUCACUGUUGACGGGAAUGGCGUUCUUCAGGAUGAAGGAGUUGUUUUUUGAGGACAGUAUUGAUGAUGCCAAGUACUGUGGGAGGCUCUAUGGCCUGGGCACGGGAGUGGCCCAGAAGCAGAAUGAGGAUGUGGACUCUGCCCAGGAGAAGAUGAGCAUCCUGGCGAUCAUCAACAACAUGCAGCAGUGAUGGCAGCAAGGCUCUGCAGGGUGGGCCCGACUCUAGAGUGGUGCUUACUGUGCUGACUCUGUAUACUUGUCUUCCUCCCCAAGAGAAAACGCUUCUUGAGUAAACUGUACCUACUGUCUGCAUUGAGCAGAAAGACUUGUUUUACUGAAGACAAAAGAUGUCUUUAUUUUAGAUCCAGAAGAGGGGAUUUUGUAAACAGGCCUUCCCUAUUCCUCAUCCCUAGGCCUUUCCUCUCCAGUUGCCUCCUGCCACCAGCAUCCAUGACUCAUUUGAUACCUUUUUAAAUAUCCAGGACAAGUGAGAAACAAACUAGUAAAAUGUAUAUAACUCUUGCCUGUUGUCAUUCUUUUUCUUUUAAAUUUGUUGCUAAUCUCUGAAGAUGAAAACUUCUUACUAUGAUUCUCAGCUGAGCUGAGGGCUUCCAGGGACAGUGGAACAAAAUGGUGUUUUUUUUAAGUGUGGGUUGUAAGUGUUCAGUCUUUUCCUUUCAUUUUUUUUUGACCCUUGAGGACAUUUGCUUUCCUCACACUUUGUUAGUCUUUUUUUAUGUACUCUUAUAUGGAAAUGAAUUAUGUACUUAGUGCUGAAAUUUGAAGACCAGAUAAUGAAAACUUUUCACGAAAACAAAAUUCUACUGAAUCUACCUUUUUAUUCAUGAGGAACUCCAGAGUGGGUAUUAGUUAACCACUAUCUUAAAGUCUGUGUUCCAUUGUGCCACUAUUUGCUAUCAUGUGUGCAUCAUUUGAAAUCACUUUAAAUUUUCAUAAAAUAUCCUGGAUUUGAUCCUUAGUAAUAUCAGAUUUUUGGAUCACAAGCGUGUUGUGAUUUCAGAUGGUCAUCUGUAUUUCCCCACCUCUCUUCUCUCUUUUCCCUGCUUUUCCUUUCAGCAAACCUGAGGAGAAGUUUGGGAGAAGGAUUAAUGUGAGUACAAGGAAUGUGAGUCUUUGAAAUGUUUUAGUGGUUCAUGUAAACAGGGCAGUAAGGAAUUUGGUUUAUAGAGUUCUCUUGGAGUAAUAUCCCACAACUGGGAUAGGAAGCUCAGGACUAUGAUUUUUUUUUCCAAACUACUCAUUUAAAAAGUACACUGUAUUUUUUUUCGAAUGACUACAGUAUGGAUAAUUUUGAAAAACCAAAAACUCCUUUGGAAUGGUGGAAAUGAAAACUGGUAACUCACUGAAGUGGAUGAAUAGUCUUGCAUUUUAAAAGCUUAUGGAAAACUCAAUUUGAAAUGAUUCAAAAAAUGUCAAGUCUUAUAAGCUGGUAUUUAAGAUGCUUGUAAAUAUAUUUAUGUUUUUAAUUUUGUAUAAUAAAGAUUUCUUUUUAACCACUGGCA